This is a messenger RNA of Condylura cristata (star-nosed mole), 429 nucleotides long. RefSeq names its product chromosome unknown open reading frame, human C20orf202. The record is from RefSeq and is a predicted model, not a curated record. The coding region runs from base 1 to 429 and encodes 142 amino acids. Lineage: Eukaryota; Metazoa; Chordata; Mammalia; Eulipotyphla; Talpidae. The transcript has 3 exons.
AUGACCUGCCUAGAAGAAAUAACUUCUGGCCCCUGUGUUCAGAAGGGCUGUGAAGAUCACAGUGAGAAGGAUACUGUGCAGGCCAAAGGUCCCACCACAGGUGGAGUCCAGUUCUCCCAGGACACUGAGAUGAAGACAGCAGGAGCGCCAGCCAUGAAUCUUGGGCAGACCCUGGAGUGGCUGAGAAGAGAACUGGCUGAGAUGCAGAUCCAAGACCAGAGACUCCUGCUCACGCUGAAGCAUCUCCACAGUGUCCUGGAGGAGCUGCGAGCUGAGAGUGCCCGCUGGGAGGACUCCAGGUCCAGCAGAGGGACGUCCCCCAUCAGAGCUCGGGCAGGCUCUGAAAGCAGGGCCUGGCAGCCCAUGGCUUCCAGGAGGCUGGCCCAGGCCUUCCCAGGGGUAGACAGCAGGCGGAGCUCCCUCCCUUAG